GCCUGCCGGACGCCGGCAGCGAGUCGCUGUGCUCUCUCUCUCUCUCUCUCUCUCUGUUAGUGUGUGUGUGUGUGUCUCUCUUUUCCCCCCUCUUCAAGACGCCACACACCUGCUCCUCCUGCGGACCAGCGGUGCCUUUUUUUUUUCUCCCCUCCUCCCCCUCUGCUUCUUCCCUCCUCUUCCUCUCACGCUUUUUUUUCUCUCUGCCCCCCCCGUCCCCGUCCCCGUCCUCCCUCUUUUAUCCCUCCUCCUCUUCCUUUUUAACCCUCCUUUCUCACCCCCUCCCCACCUCCCAACAGAGGAAUAAAGGGGUGGAAAGUGAGUAGGAAAGAGUUCUCUCUCUCUCUCUCUCCCUCCCUCUCUCUCUCUCUCUCUCUCUCUCCCGCUCUCUCGCUCUGCUGUGGUGCGAGAGGAGCCCUCACCUCCCGCCUCACCCCGACCAACGGUCCCCGCUCCACGCGCCAACGUCCGCGCAGCUCGCGAGCGGCUUUUUAAACCGUCGACGAAUUAACCGACGCCCAAGAAGAGCAGAGAGCGCGAGCCCGGAGGGCAGACCAGCCCCGACCGGACCAGAGACCAGACCCGAUCCGACCCGACCCGAAGUGCUGCUCGCAAACCGCCAGGAAAACCACCCAUCCUUCUUCCUACACUUUUCCUUUAAUUUUUGUGAAAAAAGUCAGCGGAUUCCUCCCCCCCCACCCACCCACCCAAUCGUUUACAUUCCUCCCCCACCCCACACACCCCACCCCACCACCACCUCUCUCUCUCUCUCUCUUUCUCUCUCUUCCCCCCUCUCCCUCCAUCUUCUAUUCAUCCACCCACCCACCCACCCACACUAAACCAUGGCACGAGGCAAGUCCAAGGAUGGCGAGGGAGGCUGGAAGAAAUUCAUCUGGAAUUCGGAGAAAGGGGAGGUUUUGGGCAGGACCGGGAGCAGCUGGUUCAAGAUCCUCGUGUUCUACUUGGUCUUUUAUGGCUUUCUUGCUGCUAUCUUCAUCGGAACCAUUCAAGUAUUGUUGCUCACCAUCAGUGAAUUUGAACCCAAAUAUCAAGACCGCGUUGCGCCUCCAGGACUCUCAACUUCACCGAUUACAAUUAAGACCGAGCUUAAAUUUCAACCAUCGGUACAGAAAUCUUAUGAAGUAUUUGUGAAACAUUUGGACAACCUCCUCUCAGAGUAUUCUUUAGAGAAACAAGAAGAAAAAUCUUUGUUUGAGACCUGCGGAGAAAUUCCUCUAACGUAUACACAGAGAGGAAAUUUUGAUGAAUCGAAUGGCCAGAAGGGAGCAUGCAAGUUUGACCGUCGUUGGCUUGCUAACUGUUCUGGAAUUGAUGAUACAACUUAUGGCUAUUCAACUGGGAAGCCGUGCAUCAUUGCAAAACUGAACAGGAUUUUUAAGUUUCUCCCUCAGCCUCCAGAUAAUGGUACAGAAAUUCCAGAAGACUUGAGCCUUAAAUACAAUCAAUAUAUUAUUCCCAUUCACUGCCAUGUAAAGAGAGAAGAGGACAAAGAUAAAUUAGGACCUGUGGAAUAUUAUGGCAUGGGAGGAUUUGGUGGUUUUCCUCUGCAUUACUAUCCAUAUUAUGGCAAGCGUCUGCAUUCCAAUUACCUCCAGCCCUUGGUUGCUAUUCAGUUUACCAACGUCACAAUGAAUGAGCCAGUGCGCAUAGAGUGCAAGGCAUAUGGUAAAAAUAUUGGUUACAGUGAGAAAGAUCGCUUCCAGGGACGCUUUGAUGUGAAAAUAGAGAUGAAUAGCUGAUAACUGCGAAUUAGAACUUGCACCUCAUUUCAAAAAUUAUAGUCUUGAACAAACUGUCAUACAUACGGGACCGACACUUAAUCUAUAUGCUUUACACUAGCUUUCUGCAUUUAUCUAAGUAGAAUGUAAAAAGUAGCAAUAGCAGUACAUAUUUAUUCUACUGUAAAUGAUACUACUUGAGCCAUGGGGUGUGCCCAUUACUGUAAAUUAUAAUUCCACUACUGAUGUGUAGCGAGCAGUGUUUCUGUCCCCUGAGUAUUGCUGCCUUGUGCCUCUUGUGGGUUUGAGUGUACAGUACUGUAGUGCAUUCACUUGGUCCUUCAAUCCAUGUUGCAGUUUUUUUAAGUGAGCAAGCUUUGCUUUCCAAGUUGUAAAUACUCAAUAAUGAAAAUUGGCGUAGUACUUAAUCUUUUAUGCCCAUGUGUAUGAACAUACUGCACUCCAGGGAGUUUGAUUAUGUUUUUUUUGGGGGGGUGGGGGGGAGAAAUUCAUCACUUUUUUUUCUUUCAGCAACUUUAGUGUAGGUGAUGGGUUUAUUAUGCUUUCUCUUUAGAUCUGUUUAACCUCCAGUAUGUUGAAGCUGUAUGUGAGAUUUGAGUCUGGCUAUUGCAGCUGUUGUGAGUUAUUAAAACAAUUUGUUCUCUGGAGGCAUCACAUGUGGUGAUGUGUCUUUAUGAAUGUUUUAACCAUUUUCAUGGUGGAAGAAUUUUAUAUUUAUGCAGUUGUACAAUUUUAUUUUUCUGCAAAUGAAGUGUAAUGUAUAAAAGAUACCAAAGUCACUGGUAAAAUUGUAUAAUCUUUAUUUGAUGCAGUAAUGCAGUAUCCCAUGCAGUAGGAUGGUGUUCAUGGUGUAAAAGUGCAAAUGCAAUGUAACAUCUGUAAACUUAUCAAGAGUCCAGGACUCUUGGUAAGUGCAUAUUUAAUCUGGUUUUAAAGCAUCAGAAAAAUAAAACGUAUGAACUUGA
Molecule: messenger RNA, 2725 nt
Organism: Callorhinchus milii (elephant shark)
Lineage: Eukaryota; Metazoa; Chordata; Chondrichthyes; Chimaeriformes; Callorhinchidae
Product: sodium/potassium-transporting ATPase subunit beta-1
Exons: 6
Coding region: 843-1760 (305 amino acids)
Biological process (GO): intracellular sodium ion homeostasis; sodium ion export across plasma membrane; potassium ion import across plasma membrane
Cellular component (GO): sodium:potassium-exchanging ATPase complex
Molecular function (GO): ATPase activator activity
Source: RefSeq, a predicted model, not a curated record